AUGCUUCCUUCCUUACUGGAGUUACACUUAUCUUAUUGCUUGACUGAAAGCACAGUAGUUCCACCACCACUACAGAAGAUUAACUUCACCUCACUUUCGGUCCUUGAUCUGUCAUAUAAUUUCUUCAAUACUUCUUCAUUUCCCAGCUGGCUUUUCAAUCUUACUAGACUCAGAAAACUUGAUCUAAGCAGGAAUUAUUUCGGUGGUCUUUUUCCCGAUGAAUUUUCAAGCCUCAAAUCUCUGGAAUACCUAGAUUUAAAUCAGUUUGGCCUCAAAGGUCGAAUUCCCAGAGUCAUUGGAAAUAUGUGCAAACUGAAGUCUUUAAGUCUUAGAUGGAACAAUUUUUCUGGUGAGAAAAUUGAAGAGUUUUUGAGGAGUUUGUCAAAUUAUCCAAAUAAUACAAUAGCAUUAGAAUCACUAGAUUUGUCUAAUUGUGAGCUUGAAGGCCAACUGCCGGCCUCCUUAGGAGUGCUAAAAAGUUUGCAGCAUCUACGCCUUUCGGGGCUCUUACUUUGGGGUUCAAUUCCAGAAUCUAUUGGAAACUUGUCAUCCUUGAAAACACUGGACCUCUCUGAUAACAAUAUGAACGGGUCCAUUCCAGAAAGUUUGGGAAAACUCUCUGAGCUCGUUGAACUAGAACUGUCUUAUAAUCCAUGGGAAGGACUUCUAACAGAAGCCCAUUUCAUUAAUCUCACCAGAUUGAAAGCUUUUUCAAUGUACAAUGAUGAAAAAGAGAAGCCCAUGUCCCUCAUUUUUAACGUGGCUUAUGAUUGGGUUGCUCCUUUCAAGCUCCACAAGCUUCAGAUUGUUAACUAUAGAGUAGGUACUGGUUUUUGGAUAUGGCUUCAAUCUCAGACUGAACUACUAGAUGUCAUGCUUCGUAAUACCUCCAUCUCGGAUUCCAUACCAAAGGAAUGGUUGUCGAAGAUAUCUUCCCAAGUCAUAGAUUUGGAUUUAUCUUACAACAACUUCAGUGGAAGGCUUCCAUUACAAUUGAAGUUUCCAAAGCUACAGAGAAUCAUUUUGGGUCAUAAUCAAUUGGAGGGCCCACUUCCACUUUGGCCCACUAAUGCCCACCUCUUAGACCUUCAAAGCAAUUUAUUUUCUGGGCCAAUUCCCUCUAAUUUAGACCAAUUUAUGCCCAAAUUGAGUCAUCUUGAUGUUUCUGAGAAUCAUUUGAAUGGUACUAUUCCACUCUCUAUUGGCAACAUGAAGGAUAUGGAAAUCAUUUCACUUAGAAACAAUCAACUAUUUGGAGAAUUCCCUCAACAAUGGAGUUUGUGGAGCAACAUAUUCGUUAUUGAUGUCUCACACAACAAUCUUUCUGGUAAUAUUCCAAGUUCCAUGGUUAUCCCAAGUUCUCUUCUACAAUUUAAGGUGAAUAAUAAUAAUUUUGGUGGUGAGAUUUUUUCUUCCUUGCAAAAUUGCACUUAUUUGGGCAUACUUAAUCUUGAACACAACAAAUUCACUGGAAACCUACCUUUAUGGCUUGGAUCAAACUUAUCAAGAUUGGUAAUGUUACAACUGCGAUCCAACCUUUUAGGUGGGCAUAUCCCUCAUCAGUUAUGCAAUCUUGUCCACCUUCGCGUCCUAGACCUUGCUCACAACAACUUUUCAGGGACCAUUCCCAAGUGUCUGAAAAAUAUGACUGUUCUAGUCAAAGCUAAUUUUUUCGGAGUUGGUCUGAUAGUCACUGAUCCAUAUGAUGGAAAAACAACAAUAACCUCCAAAGGGAAAGAACUAGUAUAUGGUGAUGAGCCCUUAUUCUUUUGGGGAAACACCAUUGAUCUUUCAUCUAACAAUUUUGAAGGUGAAAUCCCUGAAGAAGUAGGCAGUCUCAUUGUAUUGUGUACGUUGAACUUGUCGAUGAAUCGAUUAACUGGAGAGAUUCCUUCAAGCAUCGGAAAAUUACAUUGGCUUGAAACUCUUGAUCUCUCACACAACCUCCUUUCAGGACCUAUCCCUCAAAACUUUUCUUCUUUAACCUUCCUAUCUCACUUGAACUUGUCCUACAACAACUUGAUUGGAAAAAUACCUUCGGGCAACCAAUUUGAAACUUUUGAUGAUCUAUCUAUUUAUGAACACAAUCUGUUAUUGUGUGGGGCUCCUCUUUUAACUGUAUGCCCGAGAGAUGACACAAAAAAAGGACUGACUUUUCCUGCAGAAGAUCACAAUAAAGAUGAUAACGAAGGGUUUUGGUUUCACGUCAGCAUGGCAUUUGGUUUCAUCGUAGGCUUUUGGGCUGUUUGUGGAACAUUGGUCCUAAAAAAGUCAUGGAGGUAUGCCUAUUUUAAUUUCUUUGACAACAUGAAGGAGAAGGUAGCCUUAAAAAUUGCAUUGAAAGUAGCUUGUUGGCAAGGGAGAUUAUGA
Prunus avium (sweet cherry) is the source of this 2370-nucleotide messenger RNA. Its product is annotated as receptor-like protein EIX2. Gene Ontology annotation, molecular function: protein binding. The record is from RefSeq and is a predicted model, not a curated record. Lineage: Eukaryota; Viridiplantae; Streptophyta; Magnoliopsida; Rosales; Rosaceae.